Acanthoscelides obtectus is the source of this 692-nucleotide messenger RNA. The record is from the annotation of a GenBank genome assembly. NCBI's taxonomy places the organism in Eukaryota, Metazoa, Arthropoda, Insecta, Coleoptera, Chrysomelidae.
AGGCUUGAGAUGGAGAUGACGUAAAGUAUGCCAUCGCUGGCGGCGUAUCCAGCGGAUGGAAACGCAUCUUCGUUGACUGAUUGUGACGUCUCUUGUCAUCUUCUGCACCACCAACCUACAGCCUACUUUGCUCUCUCCUGCUCGAAUGGUAGCUACUUUUGCUCCUUGAACAACGACCGAGCUUCUUACAACUGCUGCACUACAAAUGCAACAUCGGCUGGGGAAUUUGUCCUCAACCUGGUUAUAAGGAACAUCACGGAAUUGCUCAAUUCAUCCAGCUUGAAGUGCGUGGCCUUGAAUGACUCCAUCAAUCCACUCUGGCCUUGCAACGGUACUUCCUCCUCUACCAACAUCUGGUCGGUAGCCAGGUACGACUGGAGCUUCCUCUUCGUAGUGGUUUUCAUCAUCGCAGGGGGUCUCGGAAACAUCCUCGUCUGUCUUGCAGUUUUAUUGGAUAGAAGACUGCAAAACGUUACCAAUUACUUUCUGCUGUCUUUGGCUAUUGCUGAUCUGUUGGUUAGCUUGUUCGUCAUGCCUCUCGGAGCCAUACCUGGAUUUUUAGGUUGACUCUGCAUAUCCCACGCAGCGCUUGGCACAAGUGACCCCUCUGAGGGAGAAUUUAGUCAGGGGCAUGUAUGACACAAAAAAAUGGAUUACCGUCUAGCAAGGACUGAACCACACCAACAGUCAGC